AUGAAAGAGUAGUGUUACUGAGAGUGUUUAAAACUUAAGUAAAGAACAUCGCAGUUCCAUUCUAAGUAGUUUGCUGUUAUACUUUGUGAAAAUUAGUUAGGAUUUAUUGAAUCGGUUUUUAAGUUAACUUUAAGCUCUAAGUUAAAUUUAAAAGGUAUAGCUCAGGAAUGAAAUUUAAAAAGUUUUUACUGACCAUGAUAGUAGCAAUGUAACAAACUGACGAUCUUUCACUGUUUCAGAGUUUCAUUUACAAGUAAAUAUAAAUCAUAAUAUGGAGUCUAAGUAACAUUUUUUAGAAUUUUGUGAACAGUAAUGAGAUAUUAAUUUUAUGUUGACGUUAUUCUACGUCGUCAGGAAACAGUAUACCAUUUUAUAUAUGUUAUCUUGAUUAUAAUUGAACUUCGAAGUUGAUGUAUAAUCUAGUUCCGGGACUUCAAAAAACUAUGGGUGGAGGAGUGGUGGCUGCUGUUUUAAAAGUACAUAAGAAAAUGAAAGAACUUGAAAAUAAAUACUUGGAAACAAAGAAGCAGUUGGAAAACUUGUGCGAUCAAACAGAAGCAACAGAAGAUGAUGAAUAUGAAUUGAAAAAUCUGCUACUUUUAUCAGAAGCACAAUGUAAUUUACUUGAAGAACAACUUCUUUAUGCACGUGAUGUAUUGUCAAAAAAACUAGAUAUGAGAACUGUGCCGCCUUCUGAUUUAGGCAGUUCUUCUUCCAAGGUUAGCACUGUGGAGAAUAUUCGCACUGAUCAUUCUCAUAAUAUUCUGUGGAGAUCAUCUUAUGCAGAAGAUGGACAUGUGGAAAGAACUGAUAGUACAAGAAUUGGUGAUAAUUGGAGUUUGAUCACUCCUCAGAAAGCUUUUGAUUAUCCCAAUAAAAGAGAAACCAAGAAAAAAAGUGAAAAACAGCAAAUUCCUGUAGAUCAGAUAAACCCAGAACUUCUGCAAGACAGUGGUAGGACCUGGAAUAGUGAAAUGCACGUAACGACAAUAACUGAGUCAAAGUUAAAAACAUUUCCUGCUGAUGAGGAACAAAAAUUUCUAAACAACAAAUACCAUCAAGAUAAAAAGUUACUUAUCAAAACUGCUACUUCUCCACCUAGAAAGGAACUUGAAACAUUAACUACAGAAAAUGAAAGACAGUUUCAAACUUCAUUUGCAAACAAAAUGCAGAAGCAGUCCCAAAAUAAAAGUAAAGAACCCAUUGUAAAACAUUUACAGAAUCAAACUGUAGAACCUAAAGAGAUUCAGUUUCAAAAUCUAACUUCUGAACACACUGUGAAAGCAUUUCAAAAUCAACCAACAGAACCCGUAGAAAAAUAUUUUCAAACUUCAACCCCAAAUCUUAGAGAGAAUCAGUUCCAAGAUCAAAUUUCACAAACUACAAGGAAACAAUUCCAAAAUGAAACUAUGGAAUCUGUAGAAAAACUUUUUCAAACUUCAACUCCAGAUCUUAAAGAGAUGCAGCUUCAAACUCAAACUAUGGAAAAACAAUUUAAAAACCAAACAUCUGAACCUAUUGAGAAAGAGUUUCAAAAUCAAUCAACAGAAUCUAUAAAAGAAUAUUUUCAAACUUUAACCCCAAAUCUUGGGGAGAAGCAGUUCCAAAAUCAAACAACACAAACUACAAGGAAACAGUUCCAAAAUAAAACUAUAGAACCUGUAGAAACAAAUUUUCAAACUUCAACUCCAGAUCUCAACAAGAAGCAGUUUCAAACUCAAACUACACAAACUGUAAACAAACAGUUCCUGAAUUUAACUUCAGAACCUACAGGGAAACAAUUCCAAAGUCAAGCAAUGGAAUUUGCUCCGGAACAUUUUGAAAUUCCAGCUUCAGAUUUAAAAGAGAAGCAGGUUCCAAAUUCAAGUGCAGAAUUAUUGAAAAACCAACUGUUAACACCCGUUACUCCAACAACGAAAGAAAAACAACUUAAAUCUUUUACUACAGAACCCCAAAAAAACCAGCUCCAAACUCCAUCUUCAGUCAAGAAACAAGGUAGAUCUAGAAAAGUAAGAACUUCACUUUCAGAUCUAAAAAAUGAACAAAAUUUUGUGAAAAAUAAUCGAAAUGUAAAGACUGAUUAUCUUCUCCCUCAACAAAGAACGAGGCAGAGAAGGCAAAGAACUGCAUCAUGUUCAGAUAUUUCACAAGCCAGAGCUAGCAAGGGACGUACAGGAAUUACUAGACAUUUUCAGCUCCGAUUUCAAGAUAUUCCUUUUGUAGCAGGAAAGUCAACCUCUGCCAGCCAUUCUGUGACAGUUAACAUGCAAAAUUUGAUAGCUAUGUUGAAGAAACACAACCCUAAACUUUGUUCAAGAAGUGCUCAUCGACGUUCUUGUAGUGUACCCAGGAAUGAAUCCAGGUUUCCUGUAGAGGAAUAUGUUCAGUCUAGUGAGUCCUUGAGGAGUGCAAGGAGUCUUGAUAACUUAGAUGUUUACAGGGACUUCAGUGAACUUCUGACUGGGUUGCAGGAUGAGUUUGAACUACUGGCAUUAGAACAUGCUAAAAUUAGCAAACAUUUUACAAGAGCAAUUGAUCCAAUCAUCCUAAACCAGCUGGAAAAAGAACAGGGUAAAAUCCACCAGCGGUUGGACGUAAAGAGAGAACAAAUUGAACAUCUUCGAAAAUUGCAAGCUCUGAUUCAACAAGAUUAUAGAAAACACAGGACUAUCUUAAACCCUAAUACCAAGGGAAAGGUUCAGGUAACAACAGAAAUAACCACCAUGCCACCAGCUGCAGGAGGAUCGGUAGAAGUCUGUACAACUACCACUAGUCCUAGUCUUGAUCAACAACCAUCCAGCACAGUACAACAAAGGAGACAACUUCUUCGUGACCUGCAAGACUUGCAGGCAGUACUUACAGAAAAUACUGCUUUAUAAAAAACUCUAAAACUAUUGUUACUUGUUUGUUUGGUUUAUUUACUAAAUACAUUAUGGAUUCGUUCUUCUAGGUUAGGGUUUAGUCGAGUAUGUGUUGGUACUUGUAACUUGACAUUCACAUGUGAUAUCAUUUAUUUGCAUGUAGUAUAUAUAUAUAUAUUUCAUGAACAUCUUUAGAUUUCAAUUGGGGUAGUUUUAAUUAAAGUUGAUUAAAUAAUUUUCUGCAAAGAAUAUUUUAUAAAGUACAUCAAAAUGCUUCCAAAAAUUAGGUGAUUUGUUAUAUUGUAUAUUUUUCUAAAGAAAACAAAAUUGCAUUGUAUAGAAAAAUAAAAUUUUAAAUUAAAAAAUCUACUUGAACUUUUCCAAAUCCUGGAUGGAUAUACACAUUUUUGUAACUGUAAGAAGAAAAAGGUUACUUACAAUGUUUUAUGUGCAAUUCUUGAUGUCUCGGUGAAAAUAGAAAAUUUUGUGGAAUGUUGUUCAGGUGGUAGUAAUGUUCUUGUUUACAUAUAUCUUAAUAAUCUUAUUCAUA
Limulus polyphemus (Atlantic horseshoe crab) is the source of this 3411-nucleotide messenger RNA. Its product is annotated as centrosomal protein of 57 kDa-like. NCBI's taxonomy places the organism in Eukaryota, Metazoa, Arthropoda, Merostomata, Xiphosura, Limulidae. Gene Ontology annotation, molecular function: microtubule binding. Bases 411 to 2879 code for a protein of 822 amino acids. Gene Ontology annotation, cellular component: centrosome. The record is from RefSeq and is a predicted model, not a curated record. The transcript has 7 exons.